AUCAAAUAUUAUUUCAAAUUUACCAUUUUCAAUUCCUAAAAUUUGUUAAUUAAUCAACACUUUAGCUAAUGACCUCUGCAGCUAAUGACCGGCGGCGAAUAAUUUGUACUCUCCGACGUCGUCGUCCGGCAGAUUCGUUUACACUGCUUUCAUCUUUCUUCCCUUCCUUCCUUGAGGAGUGGGAAACUAUAAGUUGAAAGAAACGAACCCUUCAGAAUCUAAACCUGAAUACGUUCACGUCAAUUUCUUCUAUAUAAGAACAACAACAAGAAGAAGAACCGCAUUCAAUUCCACCAAUUUCUCCGAUCUACUCAAUGUUCAACUCCGGCAAUAACAGUCCCAAUGGAAUCCCUAGCUCCGGCGGAGGCGCUGCUGGAGAAUUCUUGUGGGCGGUGGUCGCAGCUCCUCAGAAUAGAACGGCUGUAGCCGUGACUGCCUUGGCCGGAUUUGCGGUGUUCGCCAUAUUCUACAAGGCUUUUAGACGCCGUCUUAAGUCACCAUGGUCUGUAAGAAGGCCAAAACCCCUAACUCUUCAACAAUGGAGAAGAUUGUUUACAGCAGAUGGGAUAUUCCGUGAUGGUGGAACUGAGUUUUUAAAAAGAGUCAGGAGUGGAGGUGUAGAUCCAAGUAUUAGAGCAGAGGUUUGGCCAUUCCUCCUUGGAGUCUAUGACUUGAACAGUUCAAAAAAAGAAAGAGACGAUAUUAGAAACCGGAACAGGAAGAAAUAUGAGGAGCUCCGUAGACAGUGCCUGCAGCUUCUCAAAUGCAGCGAUGAGAGCUUGAAGUUGAAGGAGAGUGGUGAAACAUUCAGUAAUGGGGAUGAUAGAGGCUCUGAAUCACCUGAUUCAGACUCCUCUGUAGACCCUCAAGCUGUCAUACAGGGUUCCCCUUCUUCAGAAGGCCAAGAAGAAAAUCAGCCUUCCAAGGAGAAAGGGACUGAGCCCCAAUCAAACGAACCUGCCACUGAGAAUUUUGCCACAUGGCAGCGGAUCAUUCGUGUUGAUGCAGUGCGUGCAAAUGCAGAAUGGAUACCUUUCUCCCGAUCUCAGGCUUUAGUGACAGAGGAUAGAGCACUCCGUGCUGCAAAGGCUGUUGGAUUAAAGGACUACGAUCAUCUGGAACCCAGCAGGAUUUUCCAUGCUGCCCGAUUAGUUAAAAUUCUCGAAGCCUAUGCAAUCUAUGACUCUGAAAUUGGCUACUGUCAGGGCAUGAGUGAUCUCCUUUCUCCGAUUAUUACUGUUAUUACAGCGGAUGCUGAAGCAUUCUGGUGUUUUGUGGGAUUCAUGAAGAAGGCUCGCCAUAAUUUUAGGCUUGACGAAGUGGGAAUUCGAAGGCAAUUGAAUAUUGUUUCCAAGAUUAUAAAAUUUAAAGACUUGCACCUUUUCAAGCACUUGGAGAAGCUACAGGCUGAGGAUUGUUUUUUCGUUUAUAGGAUGGUGGUGGUGAUGUUCAGGAGGGAGUUGACUUUUGAACAGACAAUGUGUCUCUGGGAGGUGAUGUGGGCAGAUCAGGCAGCCUUAAGGGCUGGCAUUAGCACGUCAGCAUGGAGCAUGAUAAGCCAGCGAGUGCCACCAACAGAGGAUUUGUUGCUUUAUGCUAUUGCUGCUUCUGUAUUGCAGAGGAGGAAAUUGAUUAUACAGAGUUACAACAGCAUGGAGGAGAUCUUAAGGGAGUGCAACAGCAUGGCUGGGCAACUAGAUAUAUGGAAACUCUUGGAUGAUGCACAUGAAUUGGUGAUGACCCUGCACGACAAAAUAGAGACCGCUUUCUGAUGGCUGCUUUUCGAGUUUGCUAACUAAUUUAUGUACUUAAACUCUUGUUCCGUGGGCUAGUUUAGUCUGGUGCUUUGCUUUAAACAAGCAAUCGUCUACUGUGAAUUGAAUUCUCUGUUAGGCUGCUACUGGUCAAAUGACUUGAGGGGAUUUAUUUAGAUAUCUGCAUUUGAUUCUAGCACGUACUGAAAUGCCAGCAGCUUCUGAAUUCACUGCCAUAGCAUAUCAAACAGGUAAGGCCUGUUGUAUAAUGGACCUAUGUACCAAGGUGGACGAGGUUCAAUUUCAAUAACAUGAUUCUCAAAUUAUUUUUCUUCAA
Molecule: messenger RNA, 2091 nt
Organism: Hevea brasiliensis (rubber tree)
Lineage: Eukaryota; Viridiplantae; Streptophyta; Magnoliopsida; Malpighiales; Euphorbiaceae
Product: rab GTPase-activating protein 22
Exons: 5
Coding region: 315-1772 (485 amino acids)
Biological process (GO): activation of GTPase activity
Molecular function (GO): GTPase activator activity
Source: RefSeq, a predicted model, not a curated record